GAUGGUUUUUAUCCUUGCCGUUUUUCCUUUGCUUGCAUUUGUAAUUGUUUGAAAGUACUAUCGACGGUUUUUACCACAACCGUUAUUUUAUGUUAUUGCAUAUAUUUUUGGUAGUUGUGGCUUCAACCUCUGGCAGACGGUUUUUAUCCUUGCCAUUUUUUCUUUGCUUUGCUUUGCAUUUGUAAUUGUUUGAAAGUACUAUCGACGGUUUUUACCUCAACCGUUAUUUUAUGUUAUUGCAUAUACUUUUGGUAGUUGUGGCUUCAACCUCUGGCAGAUGGUUUUUAUCCUUGCCAUUUUUCCUUUGCUUUGCAUUUGUAAUUGUUUCAAAGUACUAUCGACGUUUUUUACCAUAGCCGUUAUUUUAGGUUAUUGCAUAUAUUUUUGAUAGUUAUGGCUUCAACUUCCGGCAGACGGUUUUUAUCCAUGCCAUUUUUCCUUUGCUUUGCUUUGCAUUUGUAAUUGUUUGAAAGUACUAUCGAUGGUUUUUACCAUAGCCAUUAUUUUAUGUUAUUGCAUAUAUUUUUGGUAGUUGUGGCUUCAACCUCUGGCAGAUGGUUUUUAUCCAUGCCAUUUUUCCUUUGCUUUGCUUUGCAUUUGUAAUUGUUUGAAAGUACUAUCAACGGUUUUCACCAUAGCCGUUAUUUUAUGUUAUUGCAUAUAUUUUUGGUAGUUGUGGCUUCAACCUCUGGCAGAUGGUUUUUAUCCUUGCCGUUUUUCCUUUGCUUUGCAUUGUAAUUGUUUCAAAGUACUAUCGACGGUUUUUACCAUAGCCAUUAUUUUAUGUUAUUGCAUAUAUUUUUGAUAGUUAUGGCUUCAACCUCCGGCAGACGGUUUUUAUCCAUGCCAUUUUUCCUUUGCUUUGCUUUGCAUUUGUAAUUGUUUGAAAGUACUAUCGACGGUUUUUAUCAUAGCCGUUAGUUUAUGUUAUUGCGUAUAUUGUUGGUUUGUAAACAUUUUGUAUUAAUAAAGCAUAUAUACAUUUUUUUUUCUAAAAUACUCUAACUUCUGUAAUACAUAGAUGUAGAGUAUUUUCAUUUAUUUAACUUGUACUUUUUGCAACUUGUGAUAUAAAAUAAAUGGUUAAUAGGUGCCCCGUUACAAUUGUAACUUUAAUAAAACGGCGGGUUGAUACUUAGUGGAAUUAAUGCACAAAUUCUCGUAUAUAUUGUACAUAGGAUAGAAGUGGGCACUGGGCGAAGUCUGGGAAGGGGGAGAGGGUGGUCAACCCACACCUGUCCUCAAAGCCAACACCUGCGCUAAGCCCUUUCCAGAGGCGAGACCCGCUCCCAUUUCCAAUCCAAGCCUAUUCCAACCCCGGGCAUGAAGCUUUAACCAUCGCCGCACCCCUUCGCAAAGCGUUUCCCUCCGAACCCUCCUCACAACCCUGACGUCGUUGUCUUAUACAUAUGGCUAUGGUUUGUGCCACUCAAAUGGAUUCAAGCGGAGAUGUAGAGUUGACCAGUUUAAACUGGCUGCAUAAUCUCAACAUCAUGCCUCCUACCCUGCCGACACCACCCACAUCACCUAAGCCACCUCCAAAGAAAUCACCUACUCUCCGACUCACACUCAACCCUGCAAUGUUGGAAGAAUACAAAACAUGUGGUGACAAAAAACCUCCGUUUUCAUAUGCAACUCUCAUAUGCAUGGCCAUGAGAGCAAACCAGAACAAAAUGACUCUUUCGGCAAUAUAUUCAUGGAUCAAAGAAAACUUUCUGUAUUAUAGAAAUGCUGAUCCCAGCUGGCAGAAUUCCAUUAGGCAUAACUUGAGCUUAAAUAAAUGUUUUCUCAAAGUCCCAAGAAGCAAAGAUGAACCGGGCAAAGGAGGGUUUUGGAAAUUUGAUAUUGAUACCCUUGAGGAAGGCCAACGAAAUAGAAAAAGACUAGGGAGUAGUGGUCUAACAAAUAGACGUGCAAAAAGUGGAAAACGCAAAACAGUAGAUGUUCCACAAGAAGUAUCAAUGCAAGGCCCCAAUGUUAUAGUACAACAAAUCCUUCCAGAAUUGCAGAUCAAUGUUCUCCGGCAGAGGCCCAAUUUGAACAUCUGAGGGCCAUACUGUUGAUGGUUUGAGUCAAGAGGUAAUUCCCAGUGAACAAAAAUGUUGGAGUUAUUAUAAUACUUAUACUAUAUUACAU
Molecule: messenger RNA, 2136 nt
Organism: Cimex lectularius (bed bug)
Lineage: Eukaryota; Metazoa; Arthropoda; Insecta; Hemiptera; Cimicidae
Product: forkhead box protein J1.2-like
Exons: 6
Coding region: 1410-2048 (212 amino acids)
Biological process (GO): regulation of DNA-templated transcription
Molecular function (GO): DNA-binding transcription factor activity; sequence-specific DNA binding
Source: RefSeq, a predicted model, not a curated record